Erythranthe guttata (spotted monkey flower) is the source of this 714-nucleotide messenger RNA. Its product is annotated as large ribosomal subunit protein eL27. The record is from RefSeq and is a predicted model, not a curated record. Gene Ontology annotation, cellular component: ribosome. Gene Ontology annotation, biological process: translation. Gene Ontology annotation, molecular function: structural constituent of ribosome. Lineage: Eukaryota; Viridiplantae; Streptophyta; Magnoliopsida; Lamiales; Phrymaceae.
AGCAGCGGCAUAAGAACCCUAAUUUUGCACCGCCGUCGCGAGGAAAAGAAAAAAAUCAAUUAAGAAAUGGUGAAGUUCCUGAAGCCAAACAAGGCGGUGAUCCUCCUCCAGGGGCGAUUCGCCGGGCACAAGGCGACGAUCGUGAAGAACUUCGACGACGGGACGCGCGACCGCCCCUACGGCCACUGCCUGGUCGCCGGAAUCGCCAAGUACCCGAGCAAGGUGAUCCGCAAGGACUCCGCGAAGAAGCAGGCGAAGAAGUCGCGCGUGAAGGCGUUCGUCAAGCUCGUCAACUACAACCACAUCAUGCCCACGCGCUACACGCUCGACGUGGAUCUGAAGGACCUCGUCUCCGGCGACGCGCUUGUGUCACGCGACAAGAAGGUCACCGCCUGCAAGGAGAUCAAGGGUAAGUUCGAGGAGAGGUUCAAGACCGGGAAGAACCGUUGGUUCUUCUCCAAGCUUAGGUUUUGAGAGGUUAUUUUCGUCUUUUCCCCCCUUUUUUCUUUUGCUGCUUGUGGUAGAUGAUGUGUUUCAUUUCUCUUAUAUUUUUAUUAGACAUUUUGACUGAAAGUGAAGGUUUUCUUAUUUACGUUUUUACCUGCGUAUUGAAUCAUAUUGAGCUUAUUCAGUUUUUGUGAUUUGAAUUAUGUAGUGGAGUGUAAAAAAAUGUGUUAAAUUGUCGAUGAAAUUUCUGCGGAAUCGUAUUAUGAU